Molecule: messenger RNA, 1400 nt
Organism: Schistosoma turkestanicum
Lineage: Eukaryota; Metazoa; Platyhelminthes; Trematoda; Strigeidida; Schistosomatidae
Source: the annotation of a GenBank genome assembly
AAAACAUGCGCGACGCCUAACUGUAUGCGUUGCUAUGCCUUUACUAUAAAAAUUUUUUCGAAUCGGAUAGUUUAUCAAGUUUCGGAAUAGUCAUUUGAAUCACGUAACACAAACAAUGGAAAUUCGACACUAGUUCUCCAGCAAGUGAUUAUUAUUCAUCCUAUCACUGUAAAUAUUCUCAGAAUUUCUCUCUAAUCAAUUAUUUUUAUCAGAAGAUUUAUUUUUAUGCUACUUAUAAAAUGAGUAAGAAAAAAUUAUAUGUAGCUCAUUCUAUGGAGGAGUUGAAAAAACUAUCAAAAAUCAACAUCAAAUCCAAUGUACCAUCAGUGUUACAACGUGAAAUGUCUUUAUUAAGAUGUCGAGCUAAUGAAGUUUGGGAACAUGAUGAAGAACGUGCCUAUGUAUUAUUUAUGAAAUAUUUUGAAUAUUAUGAAAAAUUAAAACGUGUAACAGGUAAUAAAUGCUCUACAAUGUUGAAAAAUGAAUUACUCUCUUCAAUUGAACGUACAGAAAUUUUACAUGAUAGUUUGAAAGCUAGAUAUGAAGAAUUAAAUCGUCAAAAUGUAUCGAAUGUAGAAAAAAACACUGAACUGGAACAACAAAAUCACAAACAACCAGAUAAAUCAUCCAAUCCAAUCAAUUCAUCUUGGAUACAAACAAAUGAAUUAGCAGGUCUUAUUAAAAAACAACAUAAUUUUUUACUGAUUGAUAUUCGUUUAAAAAAUGAAUUUGAACAAUGUCAUAUUGCAUUUGAUAAUAUUAUCAAUUUACCUUAUGAUUUUAUAAAACGUGGUACUACAGUUAAUGAUAUCUCUAUGUAUUUACAAAAGAAUAAUUUCUUUAAAAAACUUUGGGAUUGUCGAUCUAAAUUCGAUGGUAUAAUAUUAAUGGAUGAAAAUGGAUUCGAUUCUGAUCAAUGCGUUAUCAAUAAAAGUCAUCCGUUGCAAAUUCUUAAAGAUGCUAUUGUAAAGUGGGAUGCAGGACAAGCUAUUACUGUUGAACCGAGGAUACUGAUUAUGGGAAUGAAAGAUUUUCGCAUGCGUUAUCCUCCACUUCUUCUUAAAAAACUCCCAUCAUCUGAUCAAAGAGACUCUAAACAAUCAAACUUUAAACCUGAAGCUCCUACAUUCCAAUAUCCUGACUUGAAUAGCUGUGAAGAACCAUUACCUAUUGUUAAUCUGGCUGAUUUAUUAGCUUCUCAGAGUCAAGAUCCCACAUUAUCGUUUAAAAGUAUACAAAAUGGACUUGCCGUAGUGAAUAAUGGAACUAAUUCUGUAUUUAAACGUCCACUAGCACCUAAACCAUCCGCAUUCAAUAAUCGUGUACAAUAUACUCCUAAAAUGACAUCCAAUCACUCUUCAGAAAUAUCCCUUCACAACAUCAGACAAAUUAACUCUUCG